UUUUUUUUUUUGGCACUUUUAGCUUCGGCUCUUCCGAGUCGCUGUUGUAGUUUCGGUAUCGGUUUUAGUUUCGGUUUCGGUUGACGCUGUCGCCGCUGCGCGCAGCAUUCAAAUUGGAUUUUAAUACACGGCCGAGCGUUCACGCGAGCGGAUUCACUUUUCGUAUGCGUUUUCAUAAGCCGCUCAGCAAUCCACAGUCAACAAUCAACAAUCAACAAUUCGAUAUUCGCGACAUUUGCUUUUGAGCAUUGCACGCGUUCGCGAUUGCGUAUACGUCGCGUUGUCCCCCGCCUGUUCGCCUCUCUGUUUGUCGACGUUGGCGUUGCUCUCGUUAAAGCAUCGCAUUGUUUGGACCUGGACUCGGCCAAUCGCUGAUGUACCCUCACCCAAACAGCGGCGCAUUGUGGGUGGCCAGCACAUUGGUCGCCCUUGCCCUGCGCAUCACAGCCAGCAGCGCUGAGACUCAGUCUCGGCCGCCUCUGCCGGCGCAGCUGGCUUGCGAUAUACCCAACGAAACAAAGCGUGGCGUUUGUGUACAGGUGAGCCAGUGCGCCGCCUAUUUACAGGUGCGCAAUGUGACGAAUUUGAGCUCGGAGCGCGUCAACUUUCUGAAGAAGGUGCAAUGCGAAAUGGAGACAACAGUGAAUGCAACGGCAAUGACAAUGGCGAACGCAACGGAAACAGCAAAUAUAACAGCAACAGCUGCUGCUCUUACGAUAGAAGAUGCUUCGUAUAAUCCGCUCGUAUGUUGCCCAGCCAAUGGCCAGGACUAUCUCUAUCCGGUUAUACAAUUCACCAAGUUUGAGUAUCGUCGCUUUCUGGAUGUCACCGCGCGCUUCAAGCGGAAGAAGUUGAAGAGACGCAUUCAAACCGUGGAGCCCAGCACCGGCUUCAAUCUGCUCAACGAGUGUGGCAAGCAGGUCACGAAUCGCAUCUAUGGUGGGGAAAUUGCUGAACUGGACGAAUAUCCAUGGCUGGCAUUGCUGGUCUAUCAUUCAAAUGAUUACGGUUGUAGUGGAGCUCUGAUUGACGAUCGACAUGUUCUGACAGCUGCCCAUUGCGUUCAGGGCGAGGGUGUGCGGGAACGUCGUGGCUUGAAACACGUGCGCUUGGGAGAGUUCAAUGUCAAGACGGAGCCGGAUUGCAUUGAGGAGCCCAAUUACUUAAGCUGUGCGGAUGCGGCAUUGGAUAUUGGAUAUGAGCAUAUCCAUGUGCAUCCGGAGUACAAAGAGUACUCGAGUCACAAGUACAAUGACAUUGCCAUAAUCCGACUGAAGCAUCCGGUUAGCUUCACGCACUUCAUCAUGCCCAUCUGUCUGCCCAACAAGACCGUGCAGACACCGCUGACUGAAGGGCAAAUGUUCUCCGUCUCCGGCUGGGGACGCACCGAUCUCUUCAACAAGUAUUUCAUUAAUACGCACAGCCCGAUCAAACUGAAGCUGCGCAUACCCUAUGUGUCCAGCGAAAACUGCAGCAAGAUGCUGGAUCUCUAUGGUGUGCGACUGGGUCCUAAGCAACUCUGCGCCGGCGGCGAGAAGGCAAAAGACACCUGUGCCGGUGACAGCGGAGGUCCGCUCAUGUUCUUCGAUCGCCAACACUCGCGCUGGGUGGCUUACGGCAUUGUAAGCUACGGAUUCACACAAUGCGGCUCCGGACCUGGCGUCUAUACAUCUGUGCUAAGCUAUAUUAACUGGAUUGAGAGCAUAAUCAAGAAAUAGAGAGGGAGUGGAAGAGGGACCAUAGAAAGGAGGAGAGAGCUUCUCUCUAAGGUGGUAUGAGAUGAGAGGGGGAGGAAUAGAUAGAAUGUUUUAUUGACGUCAAAUUCUGUAUAAAGCCAAUUUCAAUAGGUCUAAAAUUGAAAUCUGAACCUCAUUAAGUCAUAGAAGGGAGAGGGAGGAAAGGGUGGUUAGGCAAUAAAAAAUAUUGAUGUCAGUGAAUACUAGGGUUCCAAUUAGCCAGCAACUGGAUCGAGAGCACUACCGACCUAAAGAAAUAGAGAAAGCGAGAGAGAGGGAGAGCUAGGCAGAAAAGGAGGGCAGAGAAUGUAGAACGUUAACAUCAGAUUCUCAUAGACGAUACUAUAAUGGACCAGUAGCUGGUUUGAGAGCCAUAUUAACUCAUAGACGAGGAUGGAAUGUGGAAUAUUGACGUCAGAUUUGCAGGCGAACGUAUUUCAAUGUGCCGUUAACAGCUGGCGCCUAUACAAAAGGCGGGUUGCGGAGGGGGUCGGUAGCCAUUGGACUGAACUGUUUCUAAAUAUUUGUACAUAUUUUGCUAAUUAUCUAACAGUUACUUAGUGUGAGUGAGCGUGUGCAUGCUGUUGUGUCAGUGCAUGAGUGUGUGAGCGUGUGUCUGUAUGUAUGUGUGCUUUAGCAUGUGUGCGUGAGUUAACAAAAGUCUGAAAAACAUGUUUCUAUUGAAAUAAGCUAUUAAAAUAUUUACACACACUA
Molecule: messenger RNA, 2450 nt
Organism: Drosophila mojavensis
Lineage: Eukaryota; Metazoa; Arthropoda; Insecta; Diptera; Drosophilidae
Product: CLIP domain-containing serine protease B8
Exons: 4
Coding region: 375-1718 (447 amino acids)
Biological process (GO): proteolysis
Molecular function (GO): serine-type endopeptidase activity
Source: RefSeq, a predicted model, not a curated record